CAAGAAAGAGGAAAGCUAGAAAGAGGAGAGAGAGAGAGAGAGAAAAAGAGAGACCAUUAUGAUGAAGCUUCCUCAUUCUUUGUUGUGUGUGACAGUACUAUUAUCAUCACUAUUCCAAUUCACAUUUUCAUGGCUAACAACACCACCAUUGCCAAUCCUUCCUCUCCCAUCCUAUUCCCAACUCAAAUGGCAACAAAGAGAGAUCAUCAUGUUCCUCCACUUCGGAGUCAAUACCUUCACCAACUCCGAAUGGGGAACCGGGCAAGAAAACCCGGACAUUUUCAACCCGACCGGGCUCAACGCCGAUCAAUGGGUCGACACCGCGGUCCAAGCCGGAAUCUCUCUCAUGAUUCUCACUGCAAAACACCAUGAUGGUUUUUGCUUGUGGCCUUCCAAGUACACUGACCAUUCUGUCAUUGGAAGUCCGUGGAAAGACGGUCAUGGCGACGUUGUUCAAGCUCUAGUGGACGCCGCAAAAUCUCGCGGCGUCGAUAUUGGCUUGUAUCUGUCACCGUGGGAUCGGCAUGACCGGAGGUAUGGCAAUAAUGUGGAGUACAAUGAGUAUUAUUUGGCCCAAUUACAAGAGCUACUCAACAAUUAUGGAAGUGUUAGAGAGAUAUGGUUCGACGGAGCAAAGGGAGCGAAUGCGACAAACAUGACCUAUUAUUUUAGUGAUUGGUUCGGAAUGGUGAAGGAAUUGCAGAGCACAAUCAACAUUUUUUCCGAUGCCGGACCGGACGUGAGAUGGGUCGGAGAUGAAAAAGGGUUUGCUGGGAAGACAUGCUGGUCCACUAUUAACCGUACCUCACUCUCAAUCGGAAAUGCAAGCAUUGUUAAUUAUCUCAAUACUGGUGAUCCGAAAGGAACCGAUUGGCUACCGGCAGAGUGCGAUGUUUCGAUCCGAACUGGGUGGUUCUGGCAUAAAUCACAAGAACCAAAGAAACUGAGCCAAUUGCUAGAGAUCUAUUACAACUCGGUCGGACGAAACUGCUUGCUACUACUCAAUGUGCCGCCUAAUACGACCGGUCUAUUAUCUGAGAACGAUGUGCAACGAUUGAAAGAGUUUAGAAGUGCAAUUGACACCAUUUUUUCAACAAAUUUGGCUGAGAAAUGUUCUACAAAAGCAAGUAGCCAAAGAGGAGGUAAGGACGGUGGUUUUGGGCCCGAAAAUGUUUUAGAUAGUGACCAUUUAUGGACCUAUUGGGCUCCCAGUGAUCAAGAAAAAGAUUAUUGGGUUGAAUUUAGGGCAACAGAUGAAAAGUUGAUAUUCAAUGUGGUCAGAAUUCAAGAGGCAAUCGGACUGGGUCAACGAAUCAAACAACACGAAAUUUACAUCGACGGGAAUUUGAUUGCGAGGGGGACCGUUGUAGGUUAUAAGAAACUUCAUAGAUUUGAAAAGGGAGUAGUAUACGCCUCCAGUGUGACAAUCAAAAUCACCAAAUCACGAGGGGUGCCUUUAAUUUCUUCCAUUGGCCUCCACUUUGAUCCCUUUUGGCAUCCAAAAGAGCAGUAACUUCAAAAUAUUGGUCCAUUAAGUGCCUCACUUUUCCAUUUAGCUUUUGGACAUGCCCAUUGUUUGUGCUAUAUUGUCUUAUUUAUGUGCUAAAGUCCCAAAGUUGUGCCACAAGAAAGCACUAAAGCUUUAAAGUUAAUAAAAUUCAAGUCUUCAUUUAAGCAAGGCA
Molecule: messenger RNA, 1682 nt
Organism: Camellia sinensis
Lineage: Eukaryota; Viridiplantae; Streptophyta; Magnoliopsida; Ericales; Theaceae
Product: alpha-L-fucosidase 1
Biological process (GO): glycoside catabolic process; fucose metabolic process
Cellular component (GO): lysosome
Molecular function (GO): alpha-L-fucosidase activity
Source: RefSeq, a predicted model, not a curated record